This is a messenger RNA of Maylandia zebra (zebra mbuna), 3885 nucleotides long. Its product is annotated as serine/threonine-protein kinase N2. Gene Ontology annotation, biological process: protein phosphorylation. The record is from RefSeq and is a predicted model, not a curated record. Gene Ontology annotation, molecular function: protein serine/threonine kinase activity; ATP binding. Lineage: Eukaryota; Metazoa; Chordata; Actinopteri; Cichliformes; Cichlidae.
UUCUAUUGUUCUACAUUAUAAUUAAUCCAGUCCUUUUUGGCUACUUUACUUAACUUUUUAGAACUGCUAUUUUAUAACUUUGUGGCGCCCUCUUGGACAGAUCUCUUUUGGAAAAUUGAUUUUUAAUGUAAUUUACAUUUUAUAUUUGGAUAAAUAAGGCAUAUGAAAUAGUUACUUUGCCAAAAACCUACCUUUUGAUAGGAAUGUUCUUUCUGGCUCAGAAUGACUCAUUAUAAUUCAUGAGACAUAUGUUGGACAAAUUAUAGGCCAACAAAUCAUUUACAGCACUUUAAAUACUCACAAUCUUUUUUAAAAAAAAAUAAAAAAAAUACUAGAAAUCACCUUUUGGCAUGUACACGUUUUAAUGAGACAAUUUCAAGCUGGUGGAUGUGUAACAGCCUAAUUAGGGCAAGUGUGAUGGAUUGUCUGUUCAAGUGUGUUAUUGUGUAGCUACGUUAAUUGCUUUCAAUUUGACAGGCAGUAAAGUGGGAGACCACAACCACAGAGCUGUCAUGCGUGACUGUUAAUCCACGCUGUCAGUAAAAAACAGCCAGACAGGCUACAUCAUUAUAUCCAGGAACUCAUUUCCCACCUCCUGCUAUCAGUGUAGUUAUUUAAGUCUCUCAUCUCAUUCUUGUUAGAGGAGGUUAAACAAAUCUCCUAAGCACCGCAGGCUCUUCUCUGCUUUGUCCCAAAGAGAGCACCAGCAGCUCUGCUUGCCUUUUGGUUGGUGGCAGAGCAGGAACAUGUGGUCAUGCAACGGCCAAUGCCGAGCCCUGAGAAGGCAAUCGGUGCUGUCAGAGCAGCAGCAGCAGCAGCAGCAGUGCUGGCACUGGAAAGGAACUCUGCAGAAAGAAACCCAUCUAAAAGAGACAGGGGAGGGGGGGUUGGAUUUGAUUACAGACCGGAGGAUGAGGAUGCAGUGGGAAUGGCAUGUUGUAGAGGAAGAAAGAAGAAAACAAACAAGAGGACAGGCUGUUUGAUCAAGGUCUAAAGAUGUAGGAGCUGCAUCCCAGGAAGCAGGCAGUCAGUGUGUCUGUGAACGCACCAUCACAUCAGGGGACUUGUUGUGGUUCAAGGAUAGUGAAGGUGGAGAGGCGCAACCUGAGAAGUCCCCUCCCGCCACUUCCACAGAGGAUGACAGAUUAAUCCUUAUUCAGCAAGGAGCGAAGAAUCACCCCGAGGAUCAGAUGUUGUCCACGGCUCAGCAGAUGCUUCAGGAUAGCCGCUCUAAGAUUGAGCUGAUCCGACUGCAGAUUAUAAAAGUCGCCCAGGCUGGAAGCAGCAGCAGCAGUGGUGUUGAUGGUGGUGGAAACCCUAACAGCUCCACUCAUGGAGGUCAGAGUGCUGGGACAAGGAUAUCUCCCCUCACUGCGAGUCUCGUGGAUGCUCGCUUGGUAGAGUUGCAGCACUAUGUGCAGAGGGAGUCAGAUGCAUUGGUGCUGGCCAAAGAUGUGGUGAAGGAGCUUGAAGGGAUCUCAUCGUUGGACCGGAAGGCCCUGGCUGAGGCUCAGGCUCGGGUGCAGGAAUCCUCCCAGAAACUGGGUCUUCUGCAGCUUUCCCUGGAGAAAUGCCUGAAGGAAAAGAAACAGGAGCCUCUACAGCAGCCUGCAGGAGGGGGACCUCCUUCUACCCAAAACCCCACAACUGGGUGUCCCCUUUCCACCUCGCCAUCCGUCUUCUCCAUCAGACCUGCCUCCUUAACCGGCAAACUUGAAGUCCGGCUUCUUGGAUGUGAGGAUUUACUGAAACCUCUGGGAGAUUCAGAGCAAGAAGACCAUCCAAACCCUGCAGAGACACCAGCUGCUCACAAACCAGACGGACCUCCAGAGAUCAGUGGUGUGCUCAGGCUGGACGGCAGAGUGGUCGGCCGGACGCGCUGGGCAUCCGUCAGCAGGCUGAGCUGGGACCAGACGUUCUACAUCCAGCUAGAGCGGUCCCGGGAGCUGGAGGUCGGUGUCUUCUGGCGGGACCAGAGGGCGAUGUGUGCAGUCAAGUUCCUGCGACUGGAGGAGAUGAUGGAAAACCCAAUCAUCAACCAGGGGAUAACUUUAGAGCCACAGGGCCUCCUCUACACUAAGCUUCGAUUUAUUGACACUGUGCUCGAACGGCAGCCAAAGCUGAGACGUCAGCGGUGCAUCUUCACUAAAGAGAGAGGGAAGAACUUUCUCAGAGCAGCCCAGAUGAACAUGAACUUUGCCACUUGGGGUCAUCUGAUGAUGAGCAUCCUCCCUCGCUACAGCUCCUUCACCACAUUCAGCUCAUCUUUCUCUGCGACCCCUGACCUGGUGGCCAACAAUGCCCCCCAUGCAACUGAAAAGGAGCCUCAAACUACCACUUCACUGCCAAGCGAAGCUCCAGUAAUCAGACUGAGCAUCACUGAGGAUCAGCCCUCUCCCAACAUCCUCGACCAGGAAGAAAACACAGCUGGCAUCAUCAGUGCAGUGCACCGAACAUCAUCUGUGCCCACACUGCAAGAAAAACUGUCCUCCGUAGAAGAAAGCGAAGAUCAGCCUGUAUCUGCUCUAAAGAUGCAGGUGGAAGAUUUUAAGUAUAUCUCAGUUCUUGGCAGAGGACACUUUGGGAAGGUCCUGCUGGCAGAGUUUAAGAAGACCGGAAAAUUGUAUGCUGUCAAAGCUUUGAAGAAAAGAGACAUUGUGACUCGUGAUGAAGUGGACAGUCUUAUGAGCGAGAAGAGGAUCUUUGAGAUGAUCAACGCGUCCAGGCACCCGUUCCUCGUCAACCUCCACGGCUGCUUCCAGACCAGCGACCACGUCUGCUUCGUCAUGGAGUAUUUACCCGGCGGUGACCUCAUGAUCCACAUCCACAAUGAUGUGUUUAACGAGGCUCAGACCAGGUUUUACUCAGCAUGUGUCCUGCUUGGUUUAGAGUUCCUGCAUCUGAAUAAAAUCAUCUAUCGAGAUCUGAAGCUGGACAACCUGUUAAUGGAUGCAGAUGGAUUUGUGAAAAUCACAGACUUCGGACUUUGUAAAGAAGGGAUGGGACACGGCGAUCGGACCUCAACUUUCUGUGGGACUCCUGAGUUUCUUGCUCCUGAAGUCCUGACAGACGACAACUAUACGCGAGCAGUGGAUUGGUGGGGGAUGGGCGUCCUCAUCUACGAAAUGCUUGUUGGAGAGUCUCCGUUCCCUGGUGAAGAUGAGGAGGUGGUGUUUGACAGCAUCGUUAAUGACGACGUGCAGUAUCCAACCUGCAUUCCUCCCAAUGCUGUCAGCAUCAUCCAGAAGCUGCUGAAGAAGAAUCCACUAAAAAGGCUCGGAGCUGGAGAGAGGGACGCAAACGAGGUCAAAGGAGAGAAAUUCUUUGAGACCAUCGACUGGGAAGCCCUGCUAGCGAAGAAAGUAACGCCGCCCUUCCUGCCGUCGAUCAAGGAGCCCACUGAUGUCAGCAACUUCGACAGCGAGUUCACUCAACUCCAGCCAACCCUGUCGCCUCCCUCCAAGCCCUUCAGCCUCUCCGCCGAGCACCAGGAAGUGUUCGCGGACUUUGACUUUUGCGCCUUGCAUGGGUGAAAAUUAAACUGACGUGACCGCAGGGGUAAAUUACAACCAGAAUGUCCAGGUUAGUGUCCACACUGGCAGGUAACCCACGUUUAUCAUAACCACAACCCUCCUAUGGCAAGCUACUUUAUUUAUAUAUUUUUAGAUAAAAAGCAUUAAAAUGCAUUAGUAGGGGUUUACAAGAACAAUGACAGGACUUUUAUAUUUUUAUAUUUUGGUCUGCUGUUGUGUUAGUUGAUUGGUUAAUCAGUCAAUCAUUAAAAUUGAUCAGUUAUGAGUCCUUUAUUGAGUACAGAAGAUUAGAUUAGAUUAGAUUAGAUAGAACUUUAUUAAUCCCUCGGGUGGGUUCCUCUGGGAAAUUCGA